This is a messenger RNA of Abrus precatorius (Indian licorice), 1603 nucleotides long. RefSeq lists its product as uncharacterized. Lineage: Eukaryota; Viridiplantae; Streptophyta; Magnoliopsida; Fabales; Fabaceae. The transcript has 3 exons. The record is from RefSeq and is a predicted model, not a curated record. Bases 335 to 1519 code for a protein of 394 amino acids.
UUCCCAAAUAAAAAAAAAAACCUCUUCAUCCUAUUCCAAUACCGUGACUCCCGCCGGCGACAGAGAACUCGCCGGAGAAAUGAACACUCCGGCCACCCUGUCUUCUCUGCGUAUGAACAAUGCCCGUCUUUCCGAUCAUCGCCGCUACGUGUUCCACGAGAACCUUAACCUCGAAACGCUUUUCAUCUCCUUCUUCUCUACUCGCUUAGUCUAGAAGUUAUUCGAUACUUCUUUUUCUGAAAAUGGAACAUAGAUGAUAGAGUAGUUGUUACACAGAGACAGGUUUUCAGAGAAAUUUUGUUUUUGCGAUAUUUGUUUCCCUUUUUUGUCAGUCAUGCCUCCGAUGAAGAUCCAACCCAUCGACGUCGAUUCACAGAAGCUGAAGGAAUCGACGGCGGUGGUUCGCAACGACGCCGCUAAGCCGGUUUUGAAGUCGCGGCUGAAAAGGCUGUUCGUGUUCGACCGGCAGUUUCCGAAUGUGUUGAGGAAUAAUACCUCGUCGGAGAAAACAACCGCCGGCGAGACUCCUCAGUUCAACAACAAAGACGGAGCCGGAACAACUACGGGGGAGUUCGAGCCGAGCUCCGUUUGUUUGGACAAAAUGGUGCAGAGUUUUAUCGAAGAUAGUAACGAGAAGCAGACACAAGCUGCGAAAUGCGGUCGCAACCGCUGCAAUUGCUUUAACGGCAACAGCAACGAUAGCUCAGACGAGGAGCUCGACGUCUUCGGUGAAUCAAUUUCCUCUGGUUCAUUCGGCGAUGCCAGUGACGCACUCAAGACCUUGAUUCCUUGCGCGAGUGUUGCCGAGAGAAACCUCUUAGCUGAUACAACCAAGAUCGUUGACAAGAACAGCAAGGUCUACAAGCGAAAAGACGAUUUGAGAAAGAUCGUCACCGAAGGCCUUUCAUCUCUCGGUUACGAUUCUUCCAUAUGCAAAUCCAAAUGGGACAAAACCCUAUCUUAUCCUGCUGGUGAAUAUGAGUAUAUCGAUGUGGUUGUAGAAGGUGAGAGAUUGAUUGUUGAUAUCGAUUUCCGAUCAGAGUUCGAGAUAGCUCGAUCGACGGGAACCUACAAGUCGAUCCUUCAGUCUCUGCCGAACAUUUUCGUCGGAAAAUCGGACCGUCUCUGUCAGAUCGUCGCCGCCGUCUCGGAGGCGGCGAAGCAGAGCCUGAAGAAGAAAGGGAUGCACGUUCCGCCGUGGAGAAAAGCGGAUUAUAUGCUGGCCAAGUGGCUAUCCAGCUCUUGUACCAGGGCGAAUCCGCCGCCGCCCGUCGCCAUACACGAGUCGACGGAGAAUCUGGGCGACAGUGCUGCGGCGGAGAGUGAUUGUGGUGAAUUGGAACUGAUCUUCGGCGAAAAAACAUCGUCGCCGGAUCCUGUGACUAUUUCCGGUGGUGAGAAGAGCGUGGCACCGGUGGCGAUGGCGACGUGGCAGCCACCGGCGGUGAAAGUGAAGAGUGUUGAGAGAGGAACGAAGGUGGUCACCGGAUUAGCCUCUCUUCUCAAGGACAAGCCAUAGAUUUUUUUUAACCAUUAAUUAAAAAUAUAACCAAAAUAUUUGGAUAAGAGUUGAUGACCUUUUUUUUUUCCACCCCCAAAUUUU